Messenger RNA from Vespula vulgaris, 1776 nucleotides. It is a transcript of the gene atms, whose product is annotated as RNA polymerase II-associated factor 1 homolog. Gene Ontology annotation, cellular component: Cdc73/Paf1 complex. Gene Ontology annotation, molecular function: chromatin binding; RNA polymerase II complex binding. Bases 92 to 1741 code for a protein of 549 amino acids. The transcript is spliced from 8 exons. The record is from RefSeq and is a predicted model, not a curated record. Gene Ontology annotation, biological process: transcription elongation by RNA polymerase II. NCBI's taxonomy places the organism in Eukaryota, Metazoa, Arthropoda, Insecta, Hymenoptera, Vespidae.
GAGCAGAUAGUUAUUCUAUAUUUUCCUGUUUUUUAGUCCAAUUUGAUAAACGUUUACGCGAAUUUUCUGGAGUAUCAUCUAUUUCGAUAACAUGGCACCGACAAUUCAAACUAAUGGGAGUACAUCCGAAAGAGAUAAACGAACAACAAGACCAGCAGAAAAAAGAUCCGAAUUAAUAUGUAGAGUUAAAUAUUGUAAUACACUUCCUGAUAUUCCAUUUGAUCCUAAGUUUAUCACAUAUCCGUUUGAAUCAACUCGAUUUAUUCGAUAUAACCCCACAUCAUUGGAACGUAAUUACAAAUAUGAAGUUUUGACAGAACAUGAUUUAGGUGUUGAAAUAGAUCUUAUAAAUAAAGAUACCUAUGCUGGAGAUGUUAAUGCACAGUUAGAACCUGCUGAUGAAAAGCUUCUUGAAGAAGAUGUUCUUACGCCACAAGAUUCAAAAAGAUCUAGACAUCAUGCCAGAAGUGUUUCUUGGCUUAGACGUACUGAAUAUAUUUCUACAGAACAAACUAGAUUUCAACCACAGACAGUUGAUAAAGUUGAAGCUAAAGUUGGUUAUAGUAUUAAGAAAAAUUUUAAGGAGGAGACAUUAUAUAUGGACAGAGAAAGUCAAAUAAAAGCAAUUGAAAAAACAUUUGAAGACAAUAAGAAACCAAUUGAUAAACAUUAUAGCAAACCAAAUGUUGUACCUGUUGAGAUUUUACCUGUAUAUCCUGAUUUUAAGUUAUGGAAAUACCCUUGUGCUCAAGUAAUAUUUGAUUCCGACCCUGCACCAACAGGACGUUCUGUCCCUGCUCAGAUAGAAGAGAUGUCCCAAGCAAUGAUUCGGGGCGUCAUGGAUGAGAGUGGUGAACAAUUUGUAGCAUAUUUCUUACCUUUAGAAGAAACAUUAGAAAAACGAAGGAGAGAUUUUGCUGCUGGUAUUGACUAUGCAGAUGAAGAAGAAUAUGAAUAUAAGAUGGCUAGAGAGUAUAAUUGGAAUGUUAAAAGCAAAGCAUCUAAGGGAUAUGAGGAAAAUUAUUUUCUUGUUAUACGACAAGAUGGGGUAUAUUAUAAUGAAUUGGAAACUCGUGUACGACUUAGUAAACGCAGACAGAAAGCUGGUCAACAACCAAAUAAUACACGAUUAAUUGUACGUCAUCGACCAUUAAAUGCUAAUGAAUUCAAAAUGCAAAGAUACAGAGAAAAACAAUUAGAACCUCCAGGAGAAGAAGAUGAAGAUGAAGAAGAGGAAGAGGAAGAGGAGGAAGAAGAAAUGCAGCAGGAAACUGAAAAAGCAGAAGAGAAAGCUGACUCCGAAAAUGAGAGCGGUUCGCGUGCAUCAUCCAGAGCAUCUUCUCGUGUUUCCAGCAAAAGAUCUCAUACUCAAUCUCCAUCUCCCUCUAAAUCUGGUUCAAGAUCCAAGUCACGUUCACGUUCUCGCUCAGCAUCAAAGUCUUCAUCUCGUUCUCGUUCUAGAUCGCGAUCAGAGUCACGUUCCCCAUCUAAAUCACGUAGUAGAUCAAAAUCAAGAUCUGAAUCACCUCAAUCGAGAAAUUCUUCUCGAUCAAGAUCUCGAUCCAAAUCAAAAUCAGUAUCGAGAUCUCGAUCUGGUUCUCCUGUUAAAUCACGAUCAAAAUCGCGAUCAAGUUCAAAAUCCAGAUCGAGGUCACGAUCUCAUUCAAAAUCAAGGUCUGCAAGUGGAAGUGGUAGUGUUUCUGGUAGUGGUAGUGCUGCAAGUGGUUCUGAAAGUGAAUAAGUAAAUGUUACAAAAUAUAUAAACAGUGAUUCUUA